AUGGCUUAUGGGUAUGCGAAUAUGGAGAAGCAAAGGCAGAGAUUGCCAGUGUACAAGUACAGGACGGAGAUUCUGUAUCUGGUGGAGAAUCACGCUACCACCAUCAUCGUCGGCGAGACGGGCAGUGGAAAAACCACCCAGAUUCCUCAGUUCCUUAAAGAAGCUGGAUGGGCUGAAGGAGGCCGAGUUAUUGCUUGCACACAGCCAAGACGUUUAGCUGUCCAGGCGGUUUCUGCCAGAGUGGCUGAAGAGAUGGGAGUGAAUCUUGGGGAUGAAGUUGGCUACACAAUUCGAUUUGAAGAUCAUACAACUUCCAUGAAGCUCACGAGCGAUCUAUUUCAACCGACAUUUUACUGGAAACGCCAGGCGCCAGAAGGUAGUACCCAUGGACCAAAGUUGGAACCUGCGAUCUUAUCUGUCGAGGGCAGAGGCUUCAGUGUGAAAAUUCACUAUGUUGAGGAGCCUGUUUCAGAUUAUAUCAGAUCAGUUGUUUCAACGAUAUUGUUGAUUAAUGAGCGGGAGCCACCCGGGGAUGUUCUUGUAUUUCUAACUGGUCAAGAUGAUAUUGAAACUGCCAUUAAACUUCUUGCAGAAGAAGCUCAUAGCAAUCAAAAGAAUUCUUCAGGACUGCUGCCUUUGCCAUUAUAUUCAGGACUUUCUCGAUCGGAACAGGAAUUGAUCUUUACUCCAACUCCCAGAGGAAAGAGAAAAAUUUCAGAUAUCGAAAGUCUUGUGGUGGCACCAAUAUCCAAAGCAUCUGCUAGACAAAGGUCUGGUAGAGCUGGUCGGGUUCGGCCUGGAAAGUGUUACAGGCUUUACACGGAAGAUUAUUUUCUCAAGCAAAUGCCUGGAGAAGGCAUACCAGAGAUGCAGAGGUCGAAUCUUGUUUCUACUGUGAUACAGCUAAAAGCUUUGGGCAUAGAUAAUAUCUUAGGUUUCGAUUGGCCUGCACCUCCAUCCCCACAAGCAAUGAUACGGGCACUUGAAGUCCUUUAUUCACUUCAAAUCCUCGAUGAUGAUGCAAAACUCACUUCGCCAACAGGAUUCCAAGUUGCAGAACUUCCACUGGACCCAAUGAUAUCGAAAAUGAUUUUAGCUUCAAGUGAGCUUGGUUGUUCAGAUGAGAUCAUUACCAUCGCUGCAGUUCUCUCUAUCCAAUCCGUUUGGGUCAUUGCCAGGGGAGUACAGAAAGAGCAAGAUGAAGCAAAACUGAGAUUUGCAGCUGCGGAGGGUGACCAUGUCACAUUUCUGAAUGUAUACAAAGGGUUCCUUGAGUCGAAAAAGUCUUCACAGUGGUGUUACAAGAAUUUCCUCAACUACCAAUCCAUGAAAAAAGUGGUUGAAAUCAGGGAUCAACUCAAACGGAUUGCUCGGAGAUUAGGCAUCACCCUGAAAUCAUGUGACGGAGACAUGGAGGCUGUGAGAAAAGCAGUGACUGCAGGGUUUUUCGCCAAUGCAUGCCGCUUAGAACCACACAGCAAUGGGGUGUACAAGACCAUCAGAGGCUCUGAAGAAGUUUAUAUUCACCCGUCAUCCGUAUUGUUCAGGGUGAAUCCGAAAUGGGUAGUUUACCAAUCCAUCGUCUCAACAGAGCGUCAGUACAUGAGGAAUGUCGUCACCAUCAAUCCUUCGUGGCUGACAGAAGUUGCUCCACACUUUUACCAGAACCGGCAAAACGCUAUGGACUUAUAA
Messenger RNA from Thlaspi arvense, 1692 nucleotides. The record is from the annotation of a GenBank genome assembly. NCBI's taxonomy places the organism in Eukaryota, Viridiplantae, Streptophyta, Magnoliopsida, Brassicales, Brassicaceae.